Molecule: messenger RNA, 18079 nt
Organism: Protopterus annectens (West African lungfish)
Lineage: Eukaryota; Metazoa; Chordata; Ceratodontiformes; Protopteridae
Gene: MAP1A
Product: microtubule associated protein 1A
Exons: 7
Coding region: 233-11125 (3630 amino acids)
Biological process (GO): axonogenesis; microtubule cytoskeleton organization; dendrite development
Cellular component (GO): cytosol; microtubule; neuronal cell body
Molecular function (GO): actin binding; microtubule binding
Source: RefSeq, a predicted model, not a curated record
CUGAAAAGCUUUUGGACAACUCAGCCCAUUUUUGCAAGAGCGCACGUGGGAACAGCCGCUCAUCCAAUCUACCAAAAUCGGACGAGCAAAAACAUCACUGUGGCUCCAGGCCAACCAAUAGGCGUUGUCACCUCCUCUCUUUAAGAAGCCUUGGUAGCGGCUGGGCUGGCCCCGUACGCGCGUUGUCAUCGAAAUAGAGGCCGGCUGAGCGGCGGGUCCUCGCGUUGUUACCAUGGAGACGGAAGCCGGGGACAGAGCUGGAGGACUUCUGCAGCACAGUCAACGGCAGCAGCGUAAAGGUGCAUCGCUGCUCAUCGUUAUCGGCGAAAUAAGCAGCGAGAGGCAGCUGCGGACAGCACGGGAGCACAUCGCCCUCGGAAUUCGUUCAUGGAAAAUAGACCUUUCCGCCUGUGACCUGAAUGAUCAGCUACAUCACUUCAUUACUCGACACUCUGCUCAGUUCUCUUCAGAGGUUAAAGGCCAAAGAACUCUUCACCAUCGAAGUGAUGUCUUAGAAACUGUGGUUCUUGUGAAUCCGUCUGCAGAAAGUGUCAUCUCAGAGGUCCAUUCUCUGUUAACAAGUCCAGCUGGUCAGAAACUCCUAAUUCUCUGUGGAGAAAGCUCUGAGCAGGGAGGGGACCUCCUUCUGCAGAACGGUGCCUUCACAUACCUACAUUUUGCUGAGAUCUUUGAACAUCCUGAGAUUGUUCAGCACUUAAGCAACACUGUCCCAGGACACAAGAUAUUCCUUACAGUUUCCUGCUUUGGAGAAGGAGACUGGAGCAGAAUAGGACAAUAUAGUUUCCAAGAUUUUGACGUUAAACUGAACCCUGAUCCUGUACUUCCAGAAAUGGAUGGGAUCUCGGAGUUCACCGAAUAUGUCUCUGAAACAGUGGAUAUUCCAUCUCCUUUUGACCUUCUGGAACCACCAACAUCUGGUGGUUUUUUAAAACUUUCUAAACCAUGCUGCUAUAUAUUUCCUGGUGGAAGAGGAGACUCUGCUCUUUUUGCAGUUAAUGGAUUUAACAUUCUAGUUGAUGGUGGCUCAGACAGGAAGUCAUGCUUUUGGAAACUUGUACGGCAUUUGGAUAGGAUUGACUCCAUCCUCCUUACCCACAUAGGAGCUGACAAUCUACCUGGCAUAAAUGGCUUGCUUCAACGAAAAUUAGCUGAACAAGAUGAAGAACAGUCCCAGAGUUCAACCAGUUACAGUGACUGGAUGAAGAACUUGAUUUCUCCAGAGCUUGGAGUUGUUUUCUUUAAUGUCCCAGAGAAGCUGAAGAUGCCUGAAUCUAACAUGAAAGUGAAGAAAAGUAUUGAAGAAGCUUGUUUAGCACUUCACUAUUUAAAUAAGCUAAACGUCAAGUCAGAACCACUCUACAGGGUGGUCAGUAACACUAUUGAACCACUUACGUUAUUUCACAAGAUGGGUGUCGGUAGGUUGGACAUGUAUGUUCUCAAUCCAGUCAAGGACAGCAAGGAAAUGCAGUUUUUGAUGCAGAAAUGGGCUGGAAACAGCAAAGCAAAAACUGGCAUAAUUUUGCCCAAUGGAAAAGAAGCUGAAAUUUCUGUUCCUUAUUUGACAUCUAUUACAGCUUUAGUGGUAUGGCUUCCUGCUAGCCCAACAGAAAAGAUUGUGCGGGUUUUAUUUCCUGGAAAUGCUCCACAGAAUAAAAUUUUAGAAGGACUUGAAAAGCUAAAACAUUUAGACUUUCUUAGAUAUCCAGUGGCUACACAGAAAGACAUUGCCGCAGGUGUUCCACCACCAGUUUUGAAACAGACAAAAAUAAGACAGAGAACUGACAGUAAAGAAAGCCUGAAAUCAUCUCCAAAGCCCCAGAUGACUAAACCAGUAAAAAAGGAAGAAGCACAUGAAGAGAUUAGUAAGGAAGUUAAAUUAGAACCAAUCAAGGAUAAACUUGAAAAGAAAGAAGAAAAGAAAGUGAAAGAACCUAUAGAAAAAAUAGCAGAAAAAACUGUAAAAACAGAAAAACCCAAACAAGAAGCAGAAGUUAUAAAAGUGGAAAAGAAAAAAACAUUGAAAGAGAAAAUGAUUAAAAAGCCUACAAAAGAGAAAGUUUUUAAAAUGGAAGAGAAAAAAGAAAAGAAAGAAAUUAAAAAGGAAAAGAAAGACAUCAAGAAAGAAGAAAUAAAAAAGGAAGAGAAAAAAGAGUCCAAAAAGGAAGAAAAGAAGAAAGAAUUUAAACCAGAUGUAAAGAAAAUUUCUAAGUCUGAUUUAAAACCAUUCACACCAGAAGUAAGAAAAACACUCCACAAGGCAAAGGUACCAAGCAAAGUAAAAACAGCAAAGCAUAAACCUGAAAAAGAAAUUCAGCCAGAAAUGAAACAACCAGUGGAAGUUGAACUGGAACGCACUCAGACUGCUGCAGAACAAAUUGAUGUGGCAGAUAACAGAUCCAUUGUAUCAUCUCCUGAGGAUCUUACUAAAGACUUUGAAGAAUUAAAGGAAGAGAAAGAAACAACAACAGAACAUCCACAGGAAGUUGCUUUCCCAAAUGAAAUUGAGAAGCCUGAAGCCAUUGAAAAAGAGCCUGUUGAAGGGAUAGUUGUACAAAGCACCCUAGAAAGAGAUGUAAUAAGUCAAGUGAUUUCAGACUCUGAUAUUCCUGUUGUAUCUCGUAUUGAAGGAGUCCCUGGCACAAAUGUUUCUGAACAACAAGUACUUUGCAUGAUGAAAACAGAUGAGUUUAAUGAGAACUUUGAAAAAGAAGUCACUACUAUGGAAGAACAUUAUGACUUAAAGAAGAGAGAAAAACAAGGUGCACAAGAGGAAGUUGAUGAAACUGUGAAAGAGGAGCCCAGAGAGGUAGCUCAGGAGGAGAUGCAUCCUGCCCAUCAUGUAGCAGAACAUGAAGACAUAGAGUAUGGCAUACAGCAAGGUGAAAAACUGCAUGAUCAGCUGGAAUCUGAACAGACGGAUAAAAAGUAUGAGGAAGAGGAAAUGGAGAAGUGUGAAAGGUACAUUGAGGAAAUGGAAAGAGGAGAGGAAGUAGAAACAAGAGAAGAGGUAAUAGAGAAGGCAGAAGUGGAAGAAACUGAAGAGCAAUAUACAAAGGAUAAAGAACAAGUGGAGAAAGAAAAAAAUGAUGAAAAGAACUUAGAAGUGUGUGAAAGACACAGGAUAGAGAUUGAAGAAGUUGUUUGUAAACCCAAGGAAGAAAAAGAGGAAUUACCUAUUCAACUUCAUGAGAGUGAAGUUGUUGCAAUGAGGGAGGAACAACAUAUGACACAGGAUGCUACUACAGCAGAACACAUUUCAUAUAUACAGGAUGAAACUAUUCCUGGCUAUUCUGAGACUGAACAGACUAUAUCUGAUGAAGAAAUACAUGAGGAGCAGGAAGAAAGAAUUCCUCAUCUCAGAUAUGAUGUUGGUGCAUAUGAUAUCUCAGUGCCAGAUCAUACUGAAUCAUUUGAUGCUAUUCAUGGCAUGAAGGAAAUUAAGGCUGAAAUGGCUUUGAAGAGUAGUGUAGGCCAGGAGCCUGGAAUUGUCAUUUACUCUACAAAUAUUGUUGCUGCACCACUGGCAGAAGAGGAGCAUAUUUCAUCUGCAACAUCCAUUACUGAGUGUGACAAACUUUCAUCUUUUGCAACUUCUGUAGCAGAAGACCAGUCAGUAGCAUCUGUCACAGCCCCACAGACUGAAGAAACAGGCAGAAGCUCUUUAAUACUAGAUACUGUGAAUAGCUUGGCUUCAUCCCGAACUGAGAUAACUCAAGGUAGGGACUAUCUUCCUUCAGCGGGCACAAUAUCACCAACAUCUUCAUUAGAAGAAGAUAAAUGUUUUAAGUCUCCCCCAUGUGAUGACUUCCAGUUGAUGGCAGAGGGUGAAAGCAAAGCUGAGACCAAGAAGGACCAGCAUGUGGAGGAAGAGGAGGAGGAAGAAGACGAGGAGGAAGAAGAUCAGACACCAAAUGUUGAGAUGCCUCAGAAGUUUGUAGGAUCUGGAGGUAUUUUACUUUUCCCAGAACAAGAAGCUCAUUCUGAUCAGACGUCUCAGGAAAUAUUUAAAAACAAGGAGGAGGAUAGCAUUUUACGACUACCUACAGAAGAAGUUAAGUUGUGUAUGUUAGAGCCAAAUUUUAUAGAAGAGAAAGAGAGAUGUUUAAGCCCAGAUGACAGCACAGUUAAACUAGAAUCGUCUACACAUUCAGGUACCACUAGUGCUGGGCAUACACCUUUUCAUCAGUCACCUGCAGAUGAAAAACCUAAACUAGAUCUAACUGGGGAAGUUGAAAAAUCAGUAGUAGCAGUGGAGGACAUGUUAGAAUCACAAGAUAUAAAUCUUGAAGUGCAGUCAUUAUCUAUUACUAAACAAGAACCAGUUUUGGAAUCUGAACUAUAUGAAAAAUCUGAGCUACUCGAAAGAAAACCAUUUUCUUCUUUUGAUGAAAUACCUUGCAAAGUUGAUUCUGUGAAAGAACCAGUUACAAGAGAUGCACCAAAGGAGACAGAAUCAGUAAUGGAUACAAAAGAACCAGUUUUGAGAGAUUUACCCAAGGAGUCAGAACCACUGAUAGAUACAAAAGAAAUCAUUUUGAGAGAUUUACCCAAGGAGACAGAAUCAGUGAUAGAUACAAAAGAACCAGUUUUGAGAGAUUUACCCAAGGAGACACAGCCAGUGAUAGAUGCAAAAGAACUCAUUUUGAGAGAUUUACCCAAGGAAACAGCAUCAGUAGUGGAUACUAAAGAACCAGUUUUAAGAGAUUUACCCAAGGGGACAGAAUCAGUAAUGGAUACUAAAGAACCAGUUUUGAGAGAUUUGCCCAAGGAGACAGAAUCAGUAAUGGAUACUAAAGAAUCAGUUUUAAGAGAUUUACCCAAGGAGACAGAGUCAGCAAUGGAUACUAAAGAACCAGUUUUGAAAGAUUUACCCAAGGAAACAGAAUCAGUAAUGGAUACUAAAGAACCAGUUUUGAGAGAUUUACCCAAAGAGACAGAAUCAGUAAUGGAUACUAAAGAACCAGUUUUGAAAGAUUUACCCAAGGAAACAGAAUCAGUAAUGGAUACUGAAGAGCCAGUUUUGAAAGAUUUACCCAAGGAAACAGAAUCAGUAAUGGAUACUAAAGAGCCAGUUUUGAGAGGUUUACCAAAGGAGACAGAAUCAGUAAUGGAUACUAAAGAAACAGUUUUCAGAGAUGUACUCAAGGAAAUGGAUUUAGUAAUGGAUACUAAAGAACCAGUUUUCAGAGAUGCACCUAAGGAGACAGAAUCAGUAAUGGAUGCUAACUAUGUUAAGGAGGGAUUUGUCCAUGACCAUGAAACAGAAAUUGCUUACACAGAUCUUACAUACACCAAAGCUGAGUUUGUACCAGAUACUGGCAAGGAUCAUUCUCCUACUUGUCAAGUUGAUGAUGUAGUUCUGAUAAAAGAACCAGCAUCACUUAACAAGGAAGAUUUGAUUCUGGAAAAAGAGUCUUUUAUUGAGGAGGAAGUAACACUGAGUAAAGAUCUCUGUCAACAGGAAACAAAGGCCACUUCUCAGGAGGUACAGCUCAUGAAAGGAGUAAUGACAGCAGGUGAAAGUGACUUCUAUUCCGAAGAACAUAAAACACAAAAGGAGCAUCUUUUCUCUGAAAUGGAUAAAGACAUUUGUGAAAAAGAACUACCAGAGAAGAAAUUAAGGUUUUCUGAAGAUGAAAAAGAGAAAGAAAUUAAAGAAGGAAGACGUAAAUAUAUAGAAGAGCGUGAGGGGGGUUUCUUAGAUGAAGAAUCCUUUCAUGAGGACACAACUAUGCUUUCCAGAAAAGAAGGUGAUCUGCAUAGUGAAACUGAUGUUCCUAAGGAAAUUGCUGUAGAGAAAGAAAAGUGUGCUUCAAAGACUGAAUUUAUCAUCUUUCAAGAAAAAUUGAUGAAUGAAGAAAAAAUGCCCAGUGAAUGGUAUACUGAGGAAGUAGCACUACCCAAAGAAGAGACCAUUUGCACUAAACUAAAGACAGAAAUAGAAGAAAAAAUCUCAUUGAUAACUGCUGAAGAAUUACCGUGGGAAGCAAGUAAGGGCUCAGAGUUUCCUUGUAGUACAGAAGUUCAUGACAGCUCUGCUGUAAUGCUUGAAGCAGCCAGUUCUUUAUUUCCAUCAUUUGUAGAUAAAGUUGACUCUUUGGAGCAUAAGCAGGAAGAUGACCUAAUAAAAGAAAAUGCAAAAAAUGCAUCUUUAAAGGUGCCACCCCACCCUCAGUCAGAUGAAAUCUCACAAUUAGAGCAUGAGAUUGACAUGCGCCCUAAAUUGGCAUCACGUUUUGAGGACAGUAAGUCUGAAGUACAUGAGGUACAGGAUACAUUGGCAGUGAAAGGUGAGACAGAUAUUUCAGAAUUCAUUUCAGAUUUGGAUUACCCUAAAAGUGCACCAGGAAAAACAGAGAUAUCCACUGCUUCAAGUCUAAAAGGUCCAUCAUCUGCAGAAGAAAUGUCUUUUGUAAAUAUUAAAUCAGAUACUGAUUUAACAAUGGAUAGUAUAAAGAAUGUAUCUUCUGAGGUUCCCUCCAGCUAUAAGGGCUCCCUAGAGAAGCAUGAAUUGGACACAAUAUCUAAGAUGAUGCCUGAUUCAGUUAUAGAAAGCAAAGGCAUUGAAUCUAAAUUAUUAGAUGAUCACGUAAAAGAAAUACUUACAGCACUGCCUGCUAGUGUGCCCUCUCACGAAAUUUCUUUACCAAAGUUUGAAACCGAGACUCCUGUAAUGCAGACUUUACCUUUUUCAGAUGAAGGAAAGUAUAUAGACUCUGAACCAAUAAGUGACCGAGAAGAAGAAAGUACAGCAUAUACACAUUCAGAUGAUGUGCCUAGUUCUGAUUUUCAUGACAUCUCUCCUGAAAGGAUUGAAGACAUACAUCCUAAGUUAAGUUCAUCUGCAGCUGGCGUCAGUAAAUCUGAGGAUCCAAAGGAAGUGGACAGCCUAAUUAAAGAAACUGGUGAAGAUCUUCAUUUGAAGCGCUAUUCUGACCAGUUGCCUGAAAGGCGUCAUACUGGUUUUGACUCCCAGUCUAUUGAACCAUCUUGUGUGGAAGUCGGGGAGUCUGAGGAAUUUAAACAGCCAGUGCACUUUAUUACAGAACUUGAGAAACUGAGUUCAAAGUCUGAACUUGUGUAUGACACUGAAAGUUCUGCUGAUUAUGCCCACCGUAUAGAUAAUGAAGGCCUGCCUGCAUCAUCAGCAGUUUGCAAAUAUUCUGAUUUAGUAUAUUCAAAGGAAAUUGUUGAAGAAAAAGACAAGAAGACACCUCCCUCACAAGCAGAAGUAUUGGCAAUGGAACCUUUAUCAGCUGAAUCUAAAUAUUUACCUGAAGAGAAACUAUUCAAAGAGGAUAUUGAUCUUUGUGCUGUAAAAGAAGUUAUGUCCAGUAGGUCACCUUCUGAUUUGUCUUGCUCUGAAAGUGAGCACGUAUCUGUGAAAAGCAGUCUUGAGUAUGCUGAGGUACCAGCAGAUGACUUCACCACAAAAUCAAAUGAAUAUAUGUAUCCCACUGAUGCAAAACAGAAAUCCAUGGCAGAAUCAGAAGAAUCCAAGUACUCAUUCAAGAAAGUAGAGUAUCAGCCAAUGAUCUACAAGAUACUAGAGCCAAGCCCUUUAGACCUGUAUAGCCAUAGUAAAGAAACACAUCACUUAACUGAUGAAGGAAGACAGACUGAAUUUGAACAUGAAGAAAGAGAGCCCACCCCUUAUCCAGAUGAUAAAACAUUUAACUAUGCAGAGAUAUAUGGUCGGGGGCCUACUUUAACCAGCUCUCUUCAGUCCUUACCAAUGAAGGAAAAAGACUCCUGGAAAUUAGAUAGCCCUGAAGAAGAUAAACUGGACCGUGAUUUUCAAGGAACAGAGAAGCAAUUGCAGAAGGAAAGAAUAACUUAUACAGAUCUAGAGCAAAUGGAAUCCAAAUACCAUUCCCCAACAAAAGAAGAAAAAUCAACCCUUGAGACUAUCACUGAGAAAGAACUGUCAUCUCCUUGUUUCCCUGAGAGUAAGGCCGAGUCUGCAGUAUUUGAAUACACUAGUAUUCAUGGCAAGCAUUCUGCUGUUGGAGAAGAUGGACUGCUACAUACUUCUGUAGAGCAUGCAGUAACAGAGAGCACUCUUAAAGAGAAAGACACCUACAUUACUGAUAGUUCACAAUCACUUGGCCAUGUUUUACCGAAACAUGACAAAGAUUCUACAUUUUUCACCCACCCCAGAGACGAAAGUAGCCCAUUGAGCCCAAUUUUAUACUCUGAGGUAUGCUCAGAUGAUAACAUGGUUUCAUUGAAGCAGGAUUGCACAUCUGUAAUGUCAAAGGGACCAGACACAAACAUCUGGAUUUAUGAUGAAAAAACAGAGCUACAAGAGAAAAUUCCAUUUGACACAGAGUUAGAAAAGGGUGCUACCGAAAAGUCAGAAAAAGAAACCAAAUACGAAGCUUGUUCAGUAGAGAAAGAUCCAUUUACUGCACAUGAACUGUAUGCACAGAUGUCUCCAAAUGAUUCAAUUUCAACACCUUCCCCAGUUUAUGAGGCUUUUGAUCAGAAAGAUGAGCCACUGAAUUAUUCCAAAACCACAGCAUCAUUUAUCCCAAUGACAGAUGUGGAAAAAGUGUGUGACAUAGUUAUGAAAUCAAGUACUAUCACUACUGACUAUGCUGAAGUUAAAGAGAAUGACAGAGAUGAGAUAAUUGGUAGUCAAGAUAAAGAGGACUUUUUCACAAAAUGCAUCACUGGAGUCAAAUCAGAGGCAGGUAUGUCACACAGACUUGAAGAUAAGCAUUCAGAAAAAGAAACAGAGGUAACAGGAAAAGAGUAUAAUGUUCAGAAGGAUUAUGAACAUUUCUCUGGCAUCAAAGAUGAAAAGGAGGAAGCCUUAGAUCACCUUAGAGUUGAAAAAUGUGACCCUUCUUAUUUAAUUCAUUCUACCACUGAAGAGCACAUUGAAGGAAUGAAGCAUGUGCCUGUUGCUCAGCCAGACGCAUCUUAUUCUGCAGCCAUAUUUGAGUAUUCAUCAUUCACAGAGCAGCGGGAUUUUGCUCCAGAUGCAGUACCAUUUGCCGACAUUGGUGCCAAGCAUGAAUAUUUAGAGUUUUCGCAAAAGACUCAUUGUGUGGAAUCAUCUCUUACUUGCUUUUCUCCUCUAAGUCCAUUUGAAGAAGAAAAAGUGUUCCCUCCUCCUUCAACAGGAGAAGGAAAAGCUGAGAUGAUCUUACAAAAGGAGCAUCAAGAUGCUUCUGGAGCAGGUAGAUCAGAUGAAGCAUCUUUGCUUGUAGGUCAAACAGUAGCUGAGGGGUUUUAUUCACAGAUGUCCUCAACAUUCACAACAGGAGUGGCAGGCACUGUACUAGAGCCUACAACCAGAAGUCUGUUUGAUGUAUCUCCACUGAUUCCAGCUGAUGCAAAGCCUUACUCCAGUGAAAUAGAUAACUCCUCCUCUUCUGGUGACCAAACAUCCACAUAUCUGUGUGAUAUGGAUGACAAUACAUUACCCUGUAGGGUAGAAUGCCAUAGAAAACCUUGCUCAGAGAGAGAUACUGAAAUGAAAGAGGAAAAAUCUGACACAAAAGAAGAACAGAGGCCUCCUUGUACUAUGGUAGAAAAAGAAGAGCUAUUUUCACUAGAUCGUGUAUCUUCUGUAUCACCUCAUCACGAUAAUCUGGUGGAAUCUACUGCUAAUGGGCCCACAGAAGUAAAUGCAUCUCCAUUAACAAUGCAGACAACACAGUACACAGAUAAAGAGGUAUUUGUUACAGCAGGUGCCAAGGACAGCAGCAUAUCAUCAGAAUGCCAUUUUGCAACACCUGUAGACAGUGCAGAAAAGGAAACAGAAAAACUGUCACGACCACUGUCCCUGUCUGACCAGACACUUCAGCCUUUCUUCCCUGACACUCAGAAGGGAGUUGAUUCAAGUGAUCAUGGUGAUGCUUCUCAUGAGAUAGAUGUCUGUUUAGGUGCCACUGGUGAUUAUGGACAGAAGUUCUCAUCAUGUGAUUAUAAAUAUAGAAAAGGAGAACUCUCACCAUCAUUUAUCAACCCAAGCCCACAUGAACUUUCAGAAGACAGUGACCGCUCUCAGGAUGAAGGCCAGCCUUCUGUAAAAAGAAGGUCUCACUACACCAGUGGUGGACAUGCUCAUCCCACCACUGUUGAGGAAACUCCUCCAACAUCUGUUAGUGAAUCAUUGCCUUCCCAGUCUGAUUCAGAUGUUCCACCAGAAACUGAAGAGUGUCCAUCUAUCACAGCUGAUGCUGCCAUGGACUCUGAUGAAGAGGCAGAUUUCUUGCCAGUAGACAAAGCCUCUGGAAGUUCCCAUCAUGCAGUUUCACGUCUUGCACACGAUCCUCCUCCUGCUCCAAUGCUUGACCCCCGCCCACACCCUCCCCAUCCAGAUGUUUGCAUGGUUGACCCUGAGGUACUGCUUAAUGACCAGCACAUCAGCAAAGCUGAAAAGACAUUGAAAAAGGAUUCAAAGGACAAAACCAAAGGAACAAGAAAGCCCCUGAGCAAACCUAAGUCUGGUUCUCCUGCACGGAAGCUAGACACAAAGGGAAAACGCUCUCCAACACCUGUAAAACAGGUAGUUAAUGCAGCAGAUCGAUCACCAAAGACCUCCUCUGUUAAAAAGAAGGAUAAAGAUUCAGUAGAGAAACAUCCUAAACCUAGAACUCCACAAACGACACCAUCUCGCACAGAGGAGAAAGAUGAAAUUUCAAAAAGUAGUCAAGGUACUCCAGGAAAAGGGCUAGUUAAUGGCUUGAAAAGUAGUACAGGCUCCAGUGGCCAGAAGACCAGUUUUGGAGUGCCUCCUGGGCCACCAGUAUAUGUUGACCUUGCCUACAUACCAAACCACUGCAGUGGGAAAAAUGCAGAUAUGGAGUUUUUCAAGAGAGUCCGAGCGGCAUACUAUGUUGUCAGUGGGAAUGAUCCAGCCAAUGGUGAGCCAAGUAGAGCAGUGUUGGAUGCCCUGUUGGAAGGAAAAGCUCAGUGGGGUGAUAACCUUCAGGUGACACUUAUUCCAACCCAUGAUACAGAAGUGACACGCGAAUGGUACCAGCAAACCCACGAGAAGCAGCAGGAGCUGAACAUCAUGGUGUUGGCAAGCAGCAGCACAGUUGUUAUGCAGGAUGAGUCAUUCCCAGCCUGCAAGAUCGAGUUUUAAAGGCUUCAAAAAAUGUUCGGUGGAUUCUUCACUGAUACCAUCUAAUCCAAACAAGCUAGCCUACAGAUGUCACCUCAUAUAUUCAUGCACACCUUUAGCUGGCAUAGUGUGACAACUCAGUCAAAGAAGGAAACAUUUGAGUAGGUGCUGCCCUAGCGUUACACCUACCAAAACUGGCAGUAUUUGUUCUGCGGGCUGUUGCAUUUUAGGAUGUUACUCUGUAUGUUGCAACAGCAAUCAUUCCAUGCUGACUCAUGUCUCUCUUCUAGUUGCAUUACUGUAAACUAAUAUACUUUCUCACUUUUGAUAAGGACUGCCUGCAAAGGGUGGACAUUUCAUUCUGUUCAUGCUGGGAUCAUGGACUGUAAUGUGCAUGAGCUUGAAUUGGGGAAGGGGAUGAAAUGAUUAUUGAGGAAAAAUGAUGCCUCCCUCUGCUGAACUGAUUAAAAAUGGCUGCUGUUCUGCGUCUCUGUCUUUAUAUACAUGGGAGAGGUAAUAGACUUACAUCAUACCAAACAUGAAAAAAGUAGGAAAGUAAUCAAGGUAUGUACAUUUAAGAUUUUGCAGCAUCGGGUUAAAAUUGUCAACUUAGAAGUAGAUGGCUCUGUUUAGUGAAUACUGGAUUCAUAACUAGCCUUUUGACUUGAAAAGGUUGGAAAUGAGAAAAGGCAUGCAUGGUACAAAGGAUAGGUGAAUUACGGGAAAAGCAGAAGACCUUUUUUGUGCGCUGAACAUAUCCUGAUAUUAACGUUCUAAUACAAGCUUUACAUUCCUAGAAUUGUUAACAGAUUAUUGCAACUCUUGCAAUUCACUGGCUACUAAAUUCCUUAGAUUGCUAUCUUUGCAGUAGCCAACAGUCUGCUGCCUGGCAUCUUAGUUAACAGAAUGUGAAGCUCUGCCCCAUGGCUUUACUAAAGCAAAGUUCCUAGAUACUGGAACUAGCUACAAACCCAGAUUCCCCUAGCAUUCAUGCAUAACUGGUUUUGUAGUAGUCAGGUAUGUUAGUUUGUUCUGAUGUGAUCAGAGAUUCACAAAGCAUUUAAGUUAGUUUGGUUCUUGUUACGUAGGAUACUGUAUUGUGUUCAAGCUUUUCUGCUGCUGCUGAGUUUAUAGAAUCUGCAAGAAAAACUUUGGCGUUUUAAAACUUUAGUCUAGAUCAGGCCUCAGCUUCUAAUAUAGCUUUACAAUCCAAAACUAAAAUAGAUCUUGUAGCAUACAUGUGUUGUAUCACAACUUCCUAUGUAGAGACACCAGCCAACUUAAAAUAAGCAUCAUAACAUACAUGUGAAAUAUUACCUUUUUUCCCACAAUCCUGUGACACCACUUCAGUAGUCAUAGUCAGAAGCAAGGCAAUGAUGUCAUCAGUGCUUCCAAGCAUGUGUCUGCAUACAUUAUUGUUUUCACAAACAGGGCUGACUGUGAUUUAGAGUAAAGCUUCAUUUGAUAUGGUAGCUUAUGCAACUUUGCCACAGAAAUGUGCUCAUUAAUAUAUGGUGAUAUAUUACCUUAAAAUCUAGGAGAAAAAACUUACCGUGAUAAUUAAGAUGUAAAAAUCAUUUUCAAAUAUGAGUGCGGCAGGUCACCCCCCAAAUCAUAUGUGAUACCCCAUUGCUGAGUACUGUAGAAUUAGGUAACCCUUACAGCUCUGGCAAUCAUGUUUGCCAAUGUGUAAGGGAACAGAAUGUCACUUUGUAAAGUGCACCAAGACUGUGUAAUUUGCAAAACUAUAAUAGUUCUAUAUUCCUUAUAAAUCAGAACACUUCUUUGUAACAACAAAAAUACUUUUCUCAAAACUAGAGAUAUGACUCCCUGUUACAAUCCAGAUUAGAAUACGUUUCUAAAGUGAGGCUGUCACUGUGCUCCUGAAAGCAAGAAUCAUGGCUGGGAAUUAAAAAAAAAAAAAAAAAAAAAGAGAGAGAAACAAUUUGCUGACCAGCUUAACAAUAAACUCCAAGCUUCUUGGUCAGUGAUUUACAUCCUGGAUUAGGUCAGGAAAGCAAAGCUGAUUAAAGCUUUUAGGAAUUGCUAAUUAUUCAGUUUAGCAUGGUGCAGUAAGCAAGUAACCCCCCCCCCCCCCCAUCAGUGAUGUGUUGAUUCUAAGACCCAGGCAUAGAAUUUAUCUCAUUUUGAGGAUGCAACUCUGCUACUUCUUGUGUAAUAUCUGUGUAAUAUACAAUAUACCAUCAAUAUUUGUUAUAUGCCAUCAAUAUUUGUUAUAGCUGAGAAGGGCAACUACAGCAUCAGCCCUGAUAUUCUGGAAGUGCCCUAGUUGCACAAAACUGCAAAUAUACUCAAGAAAUCUUCCUGUGUGACUCUGAGCUCCAGGGCUGUCUACCCAGCAGAUUAAAGUUGCUAAAAUUCAUCCAUGAAUCAGACGAUGGGCUGCUGACCAUAAUUAGCUUGUUGGGAGUAGCAUGCUGCUUAGCCUUGGCAGCCAAUCAGUUAGUUGCUAUAUCUUGCACUUUGCUGCAGCUACUACACCUUAUAGCAAAGCACGUUUUUUUCUCAGUUCCAUCCUCCAGGCCUGAUUUCUCAAAGUCAGGCACGGUUCACAGGAAUUCUACUUCCUCCUGUAAAUUAAAGGUCAUUGAAUAAAACAGCUUUCACACAUUCCCAUUCUGCCAGUAAAAUGUAGUUACUGCUGUCAGAAAAAGUUAAAAUAAACAAUGUCAAAGAAUUUCAGAGCCAGGCAGAUAGCUCUGUUGUCAUUCACAUUGUGUAGUAGUGUUCUGUGAUAAUCUUAGCAAUGCAGUAUAUAGUGUGUGGAGGGGGAGGGGGGUCACUCAAAGAAUUGCAAUAGAAUCCUGUCAUUUUUUACACUAUUCAGUUAUGAACUUUGCCAAGCCAUUUUUGCAAUUUAUUCUUCACAUUGUAUACACAGAGUUGGUAUGUUUUUCCCACAUGUUUUUCAUGGAGUGAGUUGUUUUAUCUUUCUCCUGAAGAAAUAUAACUGAGCUAAAUAAAAUCUUGUUUUAGUCUUAAUUUCAUUUUCAGACAAAAUAUGGAAGGUGCCCAUUUUCCCCCUCACAAUUUGGUAAUAUGACUUUUCAUGUUUUUAUUGCAUUACCUGUUUCAGCGCUCUGGCAAAUGCUAUCAGAGAUGGCAAUCACUGUAAAGUCUUAAAAAGAUAAACUCCAGAUUAGGAAUAGGAGGAGGAAACAUCUAUUUGAAAACGUAAGUAUAGAAAAAAUGUUCUUUUCCAGUAUAACUGAGUUUCUUAACUUAAACAAAGGGUACAUGCAGUCACAUAGUAAAUAUCAAAGAUGAUUUUGUUUUGUGCCUAACUGUAAUCUAAUUCCUAUUUGUGCGUAGGAAAGCAUCGCACUCGAUCUCUCCAGGCUGUUUCCCCUGCUUCAGCCAUGUUGCUUCUGUCAGAAAAAUAGUGCAUAUUGUGACAUUUUAAAAACUGGUGUAAACUUUUAAUACCUUUACAUAAAAAUGGGUGGAAAAUGCCAAGCUAUGUUGUUUGGCAGGAUCUUGUCUUCUAAAAUAAGGUUUUGUCCUACUGUGCUGUAAUCCAAGGUAGCACUUUAACACAAUUAAGCUUGCAUCUAAUAUUGCCGACAGCAUUGACAGAAAGCUAUUCUUCAUCAUCAGAGUAUUUAAUUUACCACUUUUCCUAUUUACAUAGGUUUUAUUCAUUUAUCCACCUCCAUUAUACUGUUUUAAAUGCAUACCAUAUUGGCCAAAGAUGUACUACAGCUUUAUUGUAGAUUCUGUAAAGGGAUGUCAUUUUAGAGAGCAGAUUUCUGAAACACAGAACAGCAUAAGUAGACAAGAGAACUGUGGGUGGGAUCUGCAGGUCAUUAGUUGUGGUAAACAACAUAUAUGUGUAGGGAUACAUGAAGAACAAAUUUCAUAUCUGCCUUGGCAAAUCUCUCAUAAUGAAAGUAUUCUGCUACCACAGUUUGGCUCAUAAGUUCAUAUCUAGUUAUUAAGGUUGCAGUCCAGGGAACCAUUGAGGACCCUAGGCCAAUUCGCCAGUUGUCCCCAAGCAAUGUCUGGUUAAAUGAAUUGCUCAAGGUCACACAGUAGGAAAAUAAGGAGUGAAAGAGUCAAAUGCUGUACCACAGGGACUACAGGUCACAGCCUUAACCGCCUGUACCAACUUUAGUUAUGUAUUAGACAAAAAAAGUUGCGGCAUUCGUAAUUAGAAGACAUUACAAAUUUGUGGAAGUUAAGGUAAUUCUAAGGUCCUGCAUUUGUUAUCAUUCUCAAAAUGUAGAUUUAUUUAGGAAUGAGUCAAAAAGAUCUGCAUGCAAACUGCAGUUUAAAAACAAACAAUAACAAAUAAAUAAAUAAAACAGCAGUUUUAGCAUUAACAACUAGCAGCAGAUUUUAUUCUUUGAAUAUGUGUACACCAUAAUAUAUUCAUAUAAUAAAGCUAUAUUGGCAGCUAGCAUUUCACAAUAGAUGCAUGUUAUGCCUCAGACAGUAUAUUCAUCUGUAUUUCUGAUCUUUUAUUAAUGUAUGCUACACAUACUGCAAGGGCAGUAGAUACGUUUAGAUACAGCUGUAAGCUUUUGAUGUAGAUCUGUCUGAAGUGGCAAACAUACAAGUUUAAAGAGAAACAAAAUAGCUUGCUUUUGGUGAAAGACAGUCCAGUGUUUGUAAGAGGCAAACCUUUCUUGCUGUCUGUAGGCAUUGCGUACUGAUUUUGUGUCCUCUGCCUUGGUUUUUUUUUUUUUUGACAAGUUAACGUGGACACACAGAACUUGAUUUUUCUAUAACUUUGUCAUUGAUGGUAACUCAAGUGAGAAAUUAUAACCCCCUAAAAUAUCUUUCUCAUUGUUUUUAUAUAGACAUCGGGCACUAUUACAUAAAAAAACUGACAUCGUCUUCAUAUAUUUAUGAAUUUCUAAACUGCUUGAGCUUUGGUUUGGGAAGCACUAAACUCUCUCUUUGAUCAGUAGGCAGGCCUUACCAUCAUUUUAUCAUGAGGUGUAUCAUCAGAAGCUGAUGAUAAAGAAAGGGGAUCAUGUAGAUGGGGCGGAAUUGUGAGAAACAGAGAAUUGAGCUCUUGUGUUGGUACAAUUGGGCAAAGUGGGAGUGGGAGCUCUGAUUAAUACAGGCAGCUCACUGUGCGUCUCCAUAGUCGAUGAGAUGUACUUCAUGUCACAAUGCAGUUUGUGCAUGCUGACAAAAGUCCAGUUCACUAAACAGUGUAUUAUUUAAAAGAUUUAUUUGCUAAUUUAAUGUUCUAUAUUUAUUUUUCUUUUAAAGAAGCUAAUGCAGUAUUAUAUGUGAAUGUGAGGUAUUUAAUGUUAUUUUUAAUUUAUAAGCUAAACACUAACUGGUAUUUUUUGUAUCAUGCACAUUUAUGUUAGCAGUUCAAAUUUAUUUGCACUUUUUGUCUAAAUGCUGCAUUUUGGAAAAAAAAUGGAAGAAGGUACUUUUCCUAACUCCGGGAAUUCUCCUACAUCUGUUCACUAGAAAAUAUUUUAGUAAAUAUCCUAGUUUUCUUGUUCUGUAUAAAGUAAAUAUAGUUUAAAUGUAUUUGUAUAUUUUAAGGUUGAAAUUUAAUGGUUUUAAAAAACUGAUAUGAACAAAAAAAAAAAUGAAGUGUGGAUAUGUACACUCCACUUAAAAUGUUUAAAGCAUUGGCUUGUAUAGAUUUUUUAAUUGUGUGUUUCAUUCGAAGCAGUGAGACGCAUGAUUGCUGAUUGCCUUCAUUCUUUAUCAAAUCUAACUCUGUGUUGCUUUACUUGAUCUAACUUUUAUGAAACAGCCUCCGAUGACCUUAUACAUCAUGAUACCAUGCCUGUGGUCUGCUGGCUAUUUGCUUGUUUGAUUUCAAACUCAGCACUGAUGACCAUUAAGUUGUUUGUUUUACAUUAAAUCCACAAAAAAGACAGUUCCUAAUUUUGGAUGGAGGUCUGUUUCUUCAGAGGGGUAUUAGAUCAUUAAGUGCACAGAUUUGGAUACUUAUGAAUGUCUUUUAGUGCUUUAACUUAGAAAUAACUGUGACUUAAUAAAAUCCAGGACAGCAUAAGCAAUGUGACCUAAAUGUAAAUUACAUUUUGGACAAGAAGUGAAACAAAUGAUAUUUCAGCUGACAUUUACAAUGAAACAAGAGGAAUGUGAAUCUUUGUGAUGUCCCAUACUGCUUUCUUUCUUUUCUUUCUGUCUUUCCUUUAUAUGCCUGUCUACUUACCUUAUUUCACAGAACUGUUUCUUAGUAUCCAUACUGUAAUCUCCCUUAAUGUCACAGUUGUUUAUAAUCUCUGAACACAGGAGAAGAAAGGAGUUAAUGAAGGCUGGUGUAACUGUCCAAUGUAUGCUUCUUGCCUGGAUGUGUGUUUGCCCCCUAUAGAUGCAAAGAAGUGAUCUUGCUACCCAAACAGAUCUGUAGCACCACUGCAGAGUAAUUGAACAAUUAUAAUUAUGUAUUCUUGUUUGGAAGAGGUGAGAUGGAGGGGGUCCCUCAAAAUGCUAACAGAUAAUUUUGGUAUCACACUAAAAUUCAGGUUUCUAUUAUUCCAGUAAAAAGGAAAAGAAAUCCAUGUUAAGAAAUAAAUACCUUUAAAAUGCAAUACUGCUUUAAAUGCAUCCCUGGCAUCAUGCUAAAAGUCCAUUCAACUUUUAAACAUGAUUAAAAAAGAAAAAAAAAGAAAACCAGCUUUGCUUGUUUCUGCAUGUGGAUAACUAUUAUAAGUUAUACUGCUGUAUGUAAUAGGAUUAAAAAAAUAUUUUAAAAUCUAUAAGAAGUGAACUUGUCUUAAUUGUAUUGAACUACAGCUGUAAUCAUGACUUCUCUCUCAGCUGGAUGUUGUAAAAUGAACACCACUGUGUUUAUUUUCUCUGCUAUAUUAUUAACAUUAUAACUUAGUUCCUUUGACGUUUUUUUCUUUGUGUGCAAUACUCUUUAUUUCUAAUUUCUUAUUUGCUGCAACACCUGUUGUUAAAGGGAAGUCACCUCAAAUACUAAAUAAACUUCAUUAAUUGAGAAUUGGA